This is a messenger RNA of Rhineura floridana, 2308 nucleotides long. It is a transcript of the gene PLP2, whose product is annotated as proteolipid protein 2. Gene Ontology annotation, cellular component: membrane. The record is from RefSeq and is a predicted model, not a curated record. Lineage: Eukaryota; Metazoa; Chordata; Lepidosauria; Squamata; Rhineuridae. The coding region runs from base 344 to 796 and encodes 150 amino acids. The transcript is spliced from 5 exons.
UGUUAAAGUAAAAGGAGGGUGGCUCGGGGAUUGCUGCAGCCAUAGAGCGACAUGGCAGUGCCACUUUGGCUAUGUCGAAUCCUCAACCAGCCCACAAGCUCGAUUUACUUUUUAGACAGUGCCGGGCCGCCCCCUUCCUCCAUUUGUCCUUAAAGGGGCAGCGACGAUUACCCAAGAAGCUCUGCCCAGCCCGCCAACCGCACCCCAUCGGCAGACGUCCACGCCCUUCUUCGCCUGGCGGAGCCCGCGCUUGACAGGCGACUACUCGGAGGAGAAGAGUCGGGGAAGUUAAUCAAGUCGACGUCUCCCCUCCCCCGGCCCAGAAGAGGGGUGCCGCGCCGCCAUGGAGCCGUCUAACACCUCCAAAGGCUGCGUAGGGCAGUGUACCAGCUUCACCCGCACUCACAAAGGAGCGAUCCUCCUCGCGGAAAUAAUUGCGUGUAUCCUCAUCCUGAUCUGCUAUGGGGCCUCAAGUGCACCUGGCUACACAACGCUGCCCAUCUUCAUGAUGAUUUAUUGCAUCAUCAUUUUUAUCAUCUUCAUGUUAGGCUUGCACAGCCAGAUAACUUUUAUCCACUGGGGAUGGACGGAUUUCCUAAGGGCUCUUAUUGGAGCUAUUUCCCUCUUCAUCAUCUCCCUUAUCGCCCUCAUACGGUAUCAUGAUGGACCUGGCAUCGCUGCUGGGGUGUUUGGAAUUCUGACGGGAAUCCUUUUUGGCUAUGAUGCCUACACCAUCUUACCAAACCUCAGGAGAGCACAUACAUCAGCUCCCACUGGGACUACAGAAGGGAUCUGAAAGCAAGUCAUUCUCUCUCUUCCACCUCAUGACUGAGCACCGACACUGGACCCAUCUGCUAAGGAGUCAUGCUGGGCCUCCCAGUGGAAAACUACCCCAGUCUAUAAAUUUGGCAACAUAAUGGGGUCUCUCUCUCUCUCUCUCUCUCUCUCUCUCUCCCUCUCACCCUCCCUCCCUCCUGGAUGUCUCAACACAGGUCACCAAUCCUUGAAACACUCCCCUAAUUUCCACCAACUCUCUCCCCUAUUUCUGACUGUGACCUCAAUGGAAAAGGAAAGUAGCUUUCAGGCACCAUAAGAAGUAUUGACUCCAAUAAAUGGGAUUGCAGGGGGUAGGUGGAGAGGGAAAGCUUCUGAUCACUUAAGGGAUCAAACAGCUGCAGCAAUGGGAUGAAGGGCGAAGAAAUGGAUUCUGUCUCCAGUUCUAGGAAAUGGGGUUCAGAAAGUAGAAUGGAAGAGGAUUCCACGCUCUCAUUUUAAGUGCCUUCCUUUUCUCUAUGCCUCAGUUUCUCCUCAUUUAAAAUGGUGAGAACAGACCAGAGGCUGGUGCUUGCAUCUCCUUUACUUAUAGGCCUAGCUUACCCAGGUGUCCAGAUAAGAGAGAGCUGUUCUUAAGAAAUCUAAUAAAUAGGUUGAUAACUCUAGAGUUGCUUUGAAUGCGGUUGAGAUUUUAUUACCCCAUCUUGAAAGCCAGUUAUGAUGGAAGAUUACUAUAUUUUUUUAAAGUAGGUGAACACUUAAGCCCUGCCCUACUUCUAUAAUCCCUUUCUUACCCCUCUUAUUUCCUAACCAAAAGAGGUUGACAGUAUAUUUACAUCGAGUCACUUUCCCCUUUCCUCUGCACCAGGCUUUAAACAGGCGUCAGGGUUUGAAGGCAUCACACUUGCGUGUGUGCUUUCAUACUGUGCAAGCGAAAAGAUGGUUGAAGAGAUGUUUUAGAACUGAGUGAGCAACAGCUGCUGAAACCUGGCUCGUGGGAUUCUGAAUCAUGUUUUGAGGGAUGGGUUCCAAUGCCCUGCUUAUUGCCUCUCCCUUUUUGCAGAAUAAUGAACAUAAAAAUGGUGUAUUUCAGAACUAUAGGGGGAGGGUAUGCAAAUUCAUCCACUUUAUAUAGAUCACAGAAUUCAGUUUUCUUGGCAGAGAACCUGGGAUACCUUGGUGCAGACUUUCUGGUUUUUAUUUUGGUGUACUGUACACAGCCUUGGUUAUAGGCUCUGCAAUAUCCUGUUGUCUGUUUCCCUAUCUAUAAUAUAAGGGACCUUUUUUCUGCUAGGGGAAUGAGGAGCUGUUGGUACCCUUCAAUGUUUGUAUCUUGCCCAUAUGAAAUAGGGACAGAAGGAGGCAAGGAAGGAGAGGUACGUUUCCUAUCCCAAACUGCCAGACUACCCUGUUCCCUCUUGCUCUUUCUGCCCCUCUCCUGUCUGCCUCUCCGGCAGCUUGAAUCUAUUUUGUGCUUAUUCAAAGAAAGAAAUGUUUUAAAAUGUAAAUAAAAUUUGCUGAAUUGGUACAAACA